Uranotaenia lowii is the source of this 2782-nucleotide messenger RNA. Its product is annotated as transmembrane protein 235. Gene Ontology annotation, cellular component: membrane. The record is from RefSeq and is a predicted model, not a curated record. Lineage: Eukaryota; Metazoa; Arthropoda; Insecta; Diptera; Culicidae. The transcript is spliced from 6 exons. Bases 746 to 1624 code for a protein of 292 amino acids.
CCAGCGCGGCUUCAGUCGAGCCUCGCUCAUCGGAGAUGUCGGAUUGAAGUUCUGCUUGCUGCUGCCAGUGUAGUUACCCGAACGCGAUCGACCGUCUUAAAGUUUUUUUCUUUGUGAAUUUCUGUCGUCCCACCGAGUGCAGUGGUGGAAACGGGACAGAAGAAAAGUUCGCGUGUGUGCUCGAGGCUUUCGGUUUGGUUAGAGUGAGCGAGACAGCGAAACGACGACGACAACAACAACGAAAAGAAGUUACAGCUAGCUCUUGGUUGUGACGAAGAAGGAAGGUGCAGAAAGCAGAUCGCGUUGAAGAAAAUACUCGAUCGAGAAGAAGACGUGAGGAAAAGUGCAGAAAAGAGAUCGCGGUGUGAUCUGAAUUCCACACUUGUUUUUUGAUUUCUUGUUACGGGUUUUGCGUUAUCUUCUGUCGAGUGUUGUUGAAUUACCGAUAUCUCGGAGCUUGAUAUUUCAAGGUUUAGUGAAAAAACGGAGUUUUCGGGAGGAUUUUGGAGGUGAUGAUCCCAGGAGGAGAGUGUUCAACUAGCGAUCGAUGAUCGUUGAUGAAUGUUGAGGGCCCAUAUUCGAAAGUGUGGGGAGUUGAUCGCGCGGAAAGGUGUGGUGAAGUAGAUUGGCUGUGAACUACAGAAAGGUUGACGUCACGUUGCGAAGUACCCCGUAGUGCCAGUUACCAGUGUAGAGAAAGUGUACCUUCAGACCUCCAUCCGUAGGAACCCAAAAGGCCCCCAAGAUGCCUUGCAGUGCAGUAACUCUGUCGCUCGCGACGAUAUCCGCCAUCAUAGCCGUUGCCCUGCUGGCAAUCGCCUUCUCCACAGAUAAUUGGCUGAGCUACGAAGUCAAGCGGAAUAACAUACAGACAUUUAUUGCCAAGCACCCAGAUGCGGCGUCACUGACGGAGGCCUACAACAACCGACUCAUCUACUAUACCCGGACGAGGGGCCUGUUCCGGUACUGUUACCCCAAGGAGAAACCUCCGGCGUCGUCGGUUCAAAUUUACCUGUCCCCGGUUGAAACCCACUGCUCCAACAUCGAUUACUUCCCGCAAACCGAAGAGGACAAAUCUUCAUCGACCUUCAACGAGGACAUCAUGUCCCGGCUCCAUCUGGCUCGUUCCGUUAUCGCUGCCUUCAUUCUAAGCUUCGUUGCCAUCUUUUGCGCCUUCUGGACCGGACUGUCCGGAUGCUGGAAGCGAUCGGCCGGAGCCAUCACGGCGACCGCGAUCCUGAUGCUGACGGCCUGUCUGCUGGCGGCCGGGGCCAUGGGCCUGUGGCACACGGUCGAGUUCUUCGAGAAGGAGAAGGUCGUCGGCGACGACUACUUCCAGAGCUGGACUACGGUUCUGCGUGAUAACACCCGCAUCUCGUACGAUUGGUCGUACAUUGUGGCCUGGGCCGGCGUGGCCUCUAGCUUACUCGCCUCGAUUCUGCUAUCGGGUGCGGCUGUCUGUCUCCGAGGGGAACGUGAGAAGGAAGAGCAGCUGAAUCUGCAAUACCUGAUGCCCGUGUACCCCCAAAAGCAGCCCCCCUACCCCUAUGGCGGUUUCCCUCAGCCUCAGCUCUACCCGCAGCCAUACUAUCACGGAUCACAGUACGGACCGUACAAUUACUGAAUAAGUUUGAGCAAUUGAUUGAACUCCGCGGGAUGAGCCAACAUAUUCAAGUGAUGUAUUUAAAGCAAACAAACAAACGUGUUCUGUUCUCUGUCCGGAUCCGUCGUGAAAAAGCCUCUUUAAAGAGAUGAGGAAGGGCGCGAAAGGUUUCUCAUUCUCGAUAAAAUUUCAAGUAAGAUAGUGAGAGACCCUUUAGAUAGAACGUUUGUUCGAAAAUGUUCAAUUCUAUUCGUUAAACUCUCUCCCUCUUUCCCGCUCAGGAUAAUCCUAUCCUAUAGGCCUACCCCUUAGCAUUGCUUCUUCGUCUUUUAUCAGAUAAAAUUCAAACUAGAAAGCAAACCUCUCGACGACGACGACUUAACGUGGUCAGAAACGUCAAAAUUUAAAUGUAUGAAGCAAACAAAAAUAAACGUCUUCCUCUUACCAAUUUAACGCUAACUCAUGUAAAUCCCUUAUUAGAAAAUAGAACACUUAGAAUUUCUAAAUUUUUCCAAACUAAUCUCUAUCUCUUUUAAAAUCACUUAACCCUUUCUCUAAAUACACUCUUUCCACAAAUUCCUCCUCUCUUUCUCUCAUUAUUCUAUUGUACCCGAACGUGUGUGCCCAUUGUUUCAUCUGAAAGUUUUAAUUUUUAUCAUCUCUUAUUUUUAAGCCACUAGACAGUUACUUAAUUUUAAAGGAAAAUUAAAGCGAAAGUAAAACAAAUGAUCAAACCACAGUCACACAAUGCGCGACUGUUUGGCUAACGCCUUACAAUUAUUUCCAUUUAUGGUUUCGUUUCGUGUAACUCAUAAGCGAAGAAUUUAGCUAAAGGAGUUAAAAAAUGCCUUCGAAUUAUAGAAAGAAAUAAAAAAAGGAAAAACUUUUAUAUGAACUUAAACCAUGUAGUGUGUUGAGAAAUUUAAAGGCGAUCAACAAGAAAAGAUAAACGAAAAAACCUAAAUCAUAACUACCUUAUUGUAUUGCCACUACUGCUAGCAGCAAGUACUGAGAAAACGAAUGCAAAACCUAUUGAAAUGAUUCAAAUUUUGCGCGAGUAAAAGUUCGUUUAUUUUGUAUUAUUGCAUAGGAGUUAAUUUAAUACGUGUACCCUGUAAGUGAUCCAAUUAAAAGAAAUAAAAAACAACGAAGAAAAAUAUAUUUUAGCUAUAAACCGAA